ACCUCCUUACUGAAACAGGCCCCAGAUAUCAACCUGCUGCUGUGACAUAAUCUGGAGACAGAAAGUCUUUUUGUUUCCUUUUACAGACUUACUGGUGGCCACUGGAAUUUCUAUGAUGGCAUAAAGGAUCUACAUCAGCCAGGCUCUGGGGACCGACAGGCAACAAGUCAAGUGAUAAAAACAGUGUUCCCCCAAAAAUGCACUGUGGGUCAUGUUGUGCUUGUGAGAACCUAAUUGAAGAAAAUGAGGGGAGUAAAGAGGAGGAACAUCAUGUCAAAAUUGAGGAAAAAACUCAUUUACAGACUGAUGGUAUUUUGGAAAGAAGAGACAAGAAUCGUUUCAUCUGCACUCAGUGUGCAAAGAGUUUUGGAAAAAAAGGUGAUCUUAAGAUUCACUCGAGGAUCCACACUGGAGAGAAACAAUUCACAUGCCCUCAGUGUGGGAAGAGUUUCAGCCAAUCAUCAUCCCUUAAUCAACACUUGAGGAUCCACAUUGGAGAGAAACCAUUCACAUGCACUCAGUGUGGGAAGAGUUUUAACCAAUUAUCACACCUUAACCACCACAUGAUGAUCCACACUGGAGAGAAACCAUUCUCAUGGAUUCAGUGUGGGAAGAGUUUCAGCCGAUCUUCAUCCCUUAAUCUACACAUGAUGAGUCACACUGGAGAGAAACUAUCACAUGCACUCAGUGUGGGAAGAGUUUCAGCAAAUCAUCAUGCCUUAAGCAACACUUUUUUAAUGUCUAAUCAUCUUGUUUAAUCCCGCCCCUUUUUGCAGUGCCUUACAACAGAAUUUCGCGUGCUUAACGGUGUUGCCAACUAUAGCGACUUUGUUGCUAGAUUUAGUGACUUUUCAUACCCCCCU
Molecule: messenger RNA, 863 nt
Organism: Danio rerio (zebrafish)
Lineage: Eukaryota; Metazoa; Chordata; Actinopteri; Cypriniformes; Danionidae
Source: RefSeq, a predicted model, not a curated record